UAAUUAUUUUACGUGAAUUAUAAUGUCAAUCUGCAAUGAGUUGUUACUUAACUCUGUUAUAGAUAUCUCUUGUUGAGCUAAAGAUAUUUUUUCAAUAAUUUGCUUUGUUUCAUACCAAUACGAUUUUGGCUUGCGAAAGGUGGGAGUGAGGUCUUUUGUAGCUUUAUAUUGGUGGGGAGUGGUAGGAGGUGAUGUGUGUGCAGGCAAUAUUUUAUUCUCAAUUGAUCGUAUUUUAAUGCCAUCCUUGUAUACCACUUCUUUUAAAAUCUCUAUCUUUUGCUUUUCUGGUUGCUCUUUAUCAAUUGCUAAUUUAUGCUUUAACUGUUCCUUCCAUCGUUGACGUUCCAUCUAAAACCAAGUUUCACAAAAUAAAUACGGUUAACAAUAGACAAUCUUGUCAUGAGCAAUUAGUAAAACAGUGCAAAUUUUUUAUAAAGUCAAGAAGAGUUUGUAUAGUAGCUAUUAUCUCAUAUGUUAAAAUAAAAGCUGCACUUCUUCUUCUUUCGUGUCAAUGGCAACCAAAACUAAAUGUCAAAGCUGCACUAAAGUUUUAAAACUCUAAUAUCAGGUUUUGUUGGGACGCCUCGCUCCCCACAAGAUAGAAAGAAGACCACCUUAUUAAUCUUCAAUCAGUCUGUCGCAGCAGGUACAUUUAUCAGGGUUCCGUAUCCAAAUAGCAAAAAACGUUAUGUCUGUCUGUCCGUCCAUAUGUCACAGCCACUUUUUUUCCGAAACUAUAAAAGCUAUAUUGUUAAAACUUGGUAAGUAGAUGUAUUUCUUGACCCGGAUUAAGAUUUUCACUCAAAAAUAGGAAAAAGUAAUUUUUGGGGGUUCCCCAUGCAUGGAACUGAAACUUAUUUUUUUUUAUCAAACUCAUACGUGUGGGUUAUCUAUAGGUCUUUAAAAAUUAUAUUGAGGUUUCUAAGAUCAUUUUUUUUCUAAACUGAAUAGUUCUCGCGAGAGAAACUUCCGAAGUGGUAAAAUGUGUCCCCCUCCCCUGUAAGUUCUAAAAUAAGAGAAUGAUAAAAAAAUAAAUAGAUGAUGUACACAUUACUAUGUAAACUUUCAUUGAAAAUUGGUUUGAACGAGAUCUAGUAAAAAGUUUUUUUUUUAUAAAUAGUACGGAACCUUUCGUGCGCACUUGGUCAGUUUUCAUUAGUAAUAUCAUUGAAGGAUAUUUUUCCGCGGUAAAAAGUAGCUUUUCAAGGUCCUAGCCUAAAUUCAUCAAAAUCAUUUCAACCGUUUUGCCGAAUACCAAAAUAAUAAUAUACAUUAUCCUAUUUAUAAUAUUAGUAGGGAUAAAGCUAUUAUUACUAUGAAAAUGUUUAGUGUUUGUCAAUAGGUACUUAGAACAAAAUUUACCUUUUCUAUAAGUGUUAGGCACUUCUGAUACAAAUUGUACUGCACCGUCUAUAGCUAUCUGAAAAAAUAAGAAGAAUAAAUUAAUGAUAGACUACCUUUUUUACCCAAUCACUAAGCGACAACCUAUCAAAUACAUUAGAACUAGUCUUAUAUUUGAGUGAGUUUUCAAAACAUCACUAACUUUCUAUAACACAUAUAUUAGGCUCAGGCUUUAUUUUAACUAACAAAAACUUUUUUUCAAUAACACAAACACGCUUUCUCAAUAUCGACGUCCUCGCAUAACUGUCGCGCGAUCGGAAUGGUGUACUCAGAGAAUACAUCGGGCUGGGGGAAGGGGGCGGGUCUGGUUAGAAUGGUGUAUUGAUCACUGUACACAAAAUUAAAUUCUAUUCUUACGAUGUAACAAAGAUUUUCACUAUUAAUUAAAUGUUUGAUUUGUAGUAACUGUUCGAUAAACACACACCAGUUCGAACUAUACUGCUGUAUCUUUGGCAACGUAAAAUUUUUGAGCGGCUGAAAUGCUGUAUCUCUUAAAAAUCUACAUUCGCAAUAGAAAAAUAAUGUUGUAACUAUUUCUCAUUCUGGACUUAUUGUCGUAUCUAUUUUACUUUCGAAAGUUGCGAUUUUGCGUCUUUUACAGCAAUUUAUCGUAUAAACAGCAGAAAAUCUACAAAAAAGUCAACGGCGUAUCAUUUUUUUUUCAUCGUAGAAAGACGAGACAUAUACCAUUCGACGCGGCUUUUUUUUUUCUUAUCGACAAUACACUUAAAGGCCAAUAUUCGAGUUACAACACUUCCGCUUUCUGCCGUCGAUAUUAUUGUUUAUCACGGUUACGCUGUUUUGUGAACAACUUAAUUGAAAUAAUUUGUGUAGUGAGACAUGGUGGGGGAUUCAGAUGCGGAGUGGCACGUGCAGCAGGCUCCGCGUGCUCCAAAUAUUGCUAAGUACGCACCUGUUUGAAGUUAAUGAAAACUAAUGUAAGACUUUAAUGUAAUUGUUCCUGUGCAUAUGUAAACAUACUUUUUCAGACGUAAACGCUCGAUCCGAGCUAUAAGUAGUCAAGUGGACGCUUUGUUAGCCAAAUUAGAAUCAAACACUUUUAUGGUCACAAGGCGGUUCACCAGACUACAAAGUCGCGAGAAUUUUGACGCGGCGUGGAAAUUUGGCUAAGGAGUUAAACCGUCAUGAUAACGGGUCAACAGAAACGCCAGAUGACGGUUUGGCGAGAUCUAAAAAGUAGAGCCUGCACAAAGGCAGCAAAAUUAAAAAAAGAAAAGGCCCAAACAGGAAAACAGGACAUCGAUACCCUUCCUCUGACUGAAGUGAAAAGGCGAAUUGUGUCAUUAGUCGGGGCAGAUUAUACUGGGGGUACUAAUUGCCCUGACUCAAUUGCCAGAAAUAGUGGUAUUGAAGUACAAGAUAUUGCAGAAAAUAUAGCUCCAACAGUAGCAAUGCCCAGCAUUACAGAAUCCUUACAACCAUCCACAUCACAGUCCCCUCCAAUAUGUAAGUUUAUUUUUGUUAAUAAAUGACUAACAUCCACUUAGCCUUAAAACAACUGCAGCAAUGAACAUGUGUGAAGUACAUUUUAACUUUUUUUAUUUUAUUGCAUUAGAUCUACAUUUUAAUCUCACAAAUCUUAAGUUCACAAUUUUUUUAAUGGUGAGAAUAAGCCACAAUAAAAAUCUGUAAAUAUUUAUCUGUACAGAAUGAAAUAAAUGCUUGUGUAAUACAAGGUGUUAG
Diatraea saccharalis (sugarcane borer) is the source of this 3105-nucleotide messenger RNA. NCBI's taxonomy places the organism in Eukaryota, Metazoa, Arthropoda, Insecta, Lepidoptera, Crambidae. The record is from the annotation of a GenBank genome assembly.